AUGAUUCUGAAAAUGAUUUUUUAUAUAUUUCGCGUUUUAAUACUCAUUAUUAUUACCGAAGGAUCACGUGUACAACCUCCCUAUGCAAGUAAAUCAGCAGAUCAUGUACCAUCUAUCUUAAUUGAAAAUCUUAUUCAGUCGUCGAAAACACAGCUUGAACAAUCCAAAACGUUGAUAGAUAAUCAUUACGAUAAAAUUAAAACUCAUGUGGAAGAAACUGUUAAAUCAAUUGAUAAUCAUCGUGAACGAAUUGACAACCACUCAAAACAAUUAGAUAAACACAAGAAUAUUCUAAAGUUUGUCUAUUCCGUCUUUUCAUUGGUAUUGGUAGUGUUAAUUCUAUUAUUAAUCGUUAUCCUGAUCUGUAUUUUGAAGAAGUGGUUCGUUUGUAAACCAAAACGUCGUGCUACGUCAAAUUCUUUAUCGUUUUUAGCAAGACCUGGUACAGCCAAUGAACGUGUUGCUAAACAAGAAAUUUCAACCGUUGAUAAUUUUACAUUAACAAAUGCCAUAGCUGCUGUGCUCGCUGAAAAACUGUCUUAG
Molecule: messenger RNA, 543 nt
Organism: Didymodactylos carnosus
Lineage: Eukaryota; Metazoa; Rotifera; Eurotatoria; Philodinida; Philodinidae
Source: the annotation of a GenBank genome assembly